UGCUCACUCCUCCCAGACGCCAACCCAAAAGCCAAGAGCCACAGCGACCGCGACCGCGCCCAAUGCCGACCACGAGCACGUCGCCGGCGGCGGCGCACCGACGCCGGAGCCGCCGCCACCGCCCACCUCCUCCGCGCCAGCCUUGGUGCUGCUCCUUCGGCCUCGAUCCCCUCUCCUCCACCUGCCGGAGCCCCGUCCCCGCGCCGCCGCGAGCCAAGCCGGCCGCCACCGCCCCGCUCUCCCGCCGCAUACGCUCCCCCGGCCGCGUCUCCCCAAUCGACGAACCGUACACCGACGCCGCCUCGACGUGCCCUUCCGCGCGGCUGUCGUCUGUCAGCGAGUACCCGCUGCCUCCCCUGCCCCCGCCGCCCCCGCCGCCGGCGCCGGAGAGGCCAAAGGGCACUCUGCGGCUCAGGCUGGUGGCCAAGGGAUUGAUCCUGGAGGUGGACGAGGUGGAGAGGGUGCGUAGAGAGAGUAAGGUGGUCGACAGAGUUCUUCGGGGAGGAGGUGGCGGCAGCUGCGGCGAGGUGGCGGUGGAAGGAAAGGUGGAGGUGUGGGCGGUCAGGGAGGUUGUGGAGAUGAUGCUGCAAGAAGACGACGAGGUCAACGCGAUGAGGCGCCUCGCGCGCGGCGGCGUGGAGCGGGCCAUUAGCCUGCUGGAGGUAUCCUUCGCACUUAUAUUUGACAGAGGAAUUAACAGCUGUCUAAAAUAUCUCGAGGCUGUCCCAUGGAAUGAACCAGAAGAGGAGAAAAUUAAGAGCUUGCUUUCUCAGCAUUCUUCCAAUGAAGCAGCUUCACGAGAUUUGCUAGCAAGGUUACAGCCACAAAACUCCACCUCAUCUUCGGAGCUGGUAUUUGAACUCAUAGAGUGCAUCACAAAGGGGACCAACAAUAAUGCUCGCAAGGAGCUACGAACUCUUGUCGAUAGUAUCUUAUCCAGGACUCCCAUCCACGUAAAGCGUGAUAAGGAGCUGGACAAGACAAGUGUUUACCGUAUUUGCCAUUCUUGCCUGAACUGUCUGGUGGAAUUAUUUGAAGAAGCCUCUGACCUGAGCCCUACUGACCAAACAACCAUUUCUGUUGGAAAAGGACCACUUGAGAAAAUAUACAAGCAAGUUGAGGACCUCAACUGGCUGUUGCAGAUUCUAAUAGACAGGCAGAUGGGAGAGGAAUUUGUCGAUUUAUGGGCCAACCAGAAGACCCUUGCUGCUAUGCACAAACGGGUGUCACCAAUGGUACGCUACGAGCUCAGCCGUAUCUCUGCCACAGUUUUUAUUGCCAUGGGGAGUGGGAAGCUUCACUGUACCGGGGAGAAAAGGCUCGGCAUGUUUCAGGCCUGGUUUGGACCAAUGCUGGUUGAUUUCGGUUGGCUGAGGAGAUGUCCCAAGGGUCUCAACAUGACGAUGCUGGAGGAAGGAAUUGGGCAGUCGCUAUUGACACUCGCACUGAUGCAGCAGCAGACAUUGUUCAUGGAUUGGUUUGAGGCUUUUGGUCGACAAGGACGCGAAUGUCCAAACCUUAUGAGUUCCUUCCAGACCUGGUGGCGACGAUCUUUCGUGAGACCACUAGUUAGUAGCUGAGUGGGGUCUAGUUUAUUUGUGCAAUACACCGCAUAGGGAGUAAAUCUUUCAUCAUCUAUAGAAAUCGCCUAAGUUUCAUGCACACUUACCGUUUGUGUUCGAUAUUUUCAUAACGUUGGUAUAUAUGUAUGUAUAGCUCAUGAGAGAGAUUCCUGUUGAAGCCUCUGCUGGGAUGUAACAAAAACAUAUUCUUUGUCUGUUUCAUAUUCUAUGUAAGGUAUCUGCUGCGGUUUGUUAGGAAA
This is a messenger RNA of Lolium perenne, 1822 nucleotides long. Its product is annotated as BTB/POZ domain-containing protein At2g13690. NCBI's taxonomy places the organism in Eukaryota, Viridiplantae, Streptophyta, Magnoliopsida, Poales, Poaceae. The record is from RefSeq and is a predicted model, not a curated record.